Molecule: messenger RNA, 1787 nt
Organism: Carassius auratus (goldfish)
Lineage: Eukaryota; Metazoa; Chordata; Actinopteri; Cypriniformes; Cyprinidae
Product: ETS homologous factor-like
Exons: 9
Coding region: 178-1035 (285 amino acids)
Biological process (GO): cell differentiation; regulation of transcription by RNA polymerase II
Cellular component (GO): nucleus
Molecular function (GO): DNA-binding transcription factor activity, RNA polymerase II-specific; sequence-specific DNA binding
Source: RefSeq, a predicted model, not a curated record
ACAGAAGUUUGGCAUGCCUGAGCAGUGCCACAGGUGUCACAACGCAAGCUCUCCAUUAAAACUCAGAUCCUCUCUUCCAUACAGACGCUGACAGCUUUAAAAGAGAAAGAAAGAAACAUUUCACUUUGAACCAGUAGCAGUGCGCCUGGAUCACAUUCGACAUCUCUGCACUGGAUCAUGGUCCUUCAGGCCAGCGGUGUCAUGAGUAUCCCAGCUACUGUGAGUGUUAACAACCAGCCACCUGCUACCUGGACAACCCACUACAACUGCUCUGAUGUGACAUCUGGUUACAUGAGCCGGCUCUGGUCUCAAGAUCUUCACCCACAAAACUGGACCAAGUACCAGGUGUGGGAAUGGCUCCAACAGACGCUGGACAUGCACCAAAUUGAUGCCACCAGCAUUCCCUUCCAGAACUUUGACCUUGACGGGAGGCAACUGUGCAACAUGAGCUUCCAAGACUUCACCCGGGCAGCCGGAUCCGUAGGUUCCAUUCUUUUCCAAAGCCUGACUGACCUCAAGUGGAACGGUCAGUAUGGUCAAACAGAUACGUUUACACCAGGGGACAUUAAAACAGAAAUAGAGACAGAUUUCCCUUGUUCAAUCCUCCCCUUCAAGGAAGAAUCCAACUUUUACACUUCAGAACUGUUUGAUUUCAAAACCUCAUUCCAGCCCAACACCAUAUUAUCUUCACCUGCUCCCUCAAGCCCAGAUCCCAAGCGUUCACAAGUCAAAAGACACAACCCUCGUGGGACACACCUAUGGGAGUUCAUCCGAGACAUUCUCCUUAACCCCGAGCGUAACCCCGGCCUGAUCAAAUGGGAGGAUCGGUCCGAGGGGGUUUUCCGCUUCCUUAAGUCAGAAGCCGUGGCUCAGCUUUGGGGCAAGAAGAAAAACAACAGCAGUAUGACCUAUGAGAAACUCAGUCGAGCGAUGAGGUAUUAUUAUAAACGAGAGAUUCUGGAACGGGUGGAUGGACGUAGACUUGUCUAUAAGUUCGGCCGAAAUGCUCGAGGAUGGAGAGAGUCUGAGAAGUGAAGGACUUUGUCUUCACGUGUAGCUUCCAAGUGAAACCUACUGUAUAUUUAUAACAUUAUUGAGUUUUGUUUUUUUUGAAGAACUUGAACUUAUCAUUUGAUUAUAUUUUUAAACGUUCUUUACAUAGUUUACAUUACAAAUGUACCACUAAUUUUGUAUGCAUUUGACUCUAAAAGUGUAAAUGUUUUGUAUCUACUGUGAAAAGUCAUUUGUCCUGAAUGCAAGGUCCUGUUCAUCAAGUAGAAUGAGCUCAGUUUAGAGUAGACUUAAGGCCUUUUUACACUGAACGUGAGAAUUUGGAUUGAAAAAAUAGAUCCCUUUGGGGCUAUUCACACCAAGCGCGAUCAUUAUCGACGCAAGAAAGUGAGGAUAAUUUUUGUCGCUUGUGUGUUGAUUUUUUCACUGCACGAUGAAACAGUGGUGGUGCUGUUUCAAAAACCAGUCUAAACGAACACAGAGUGGAUUCCGAGUUCUUGUUAUCAUUCAUAUCUGAGAAUUCACACGUUCUUAUAAAGAAUAUAAUUUAUUUUAAUUCUCCACUGAAUUAUGUGAUCUGAAGAGCACAGGUCGUUUUCUUCCACUUGCGCAAGUGUGAUCAUAUCUCCUGCCCUUCCGUGUGAAAAAAAUAAGAGAAUCAUUUUUCUGAACAUGAAAUAUGAAAGCAAAUAGACAUAUGAUUGUGUUGAUACAUAUUUUCUGUUUGUGUUUUUGUGCAGCUCAUGAUAUGUUCAUAACAAUAAAGGAUGUUUGUG